GCCCUCGAAGCAUUUGGAUUAGACCCAGCCGAAUGGGGUGUUAAUGUCCAACCGCUCAGUGGUGCCCCUGCUAACUUGUACGCUUACUCGGCCAUUUUGGAAGUCGGUGACCGUAUCAUGGGGUUGGAUUUACCUCAUGGUGGUCACUUAUCCCACGGCUAUCAAACUGCCACCACCAAGAUUUCAUACAUUUCUAAAUACUUCCAAACCAUGCCUUAUAGAUUGAACGAAGAAACCGGAUUGAUUGACUACGACAUGUUGGAAAAGACUGCUACUUUGUUCAGACCAAAGGUGAUCGUGGCCGGUGCCAGUGCAUACUCUCGUGUCAUUGAUUACGCCAGAAUGAAAAAGAUUGCCACCAAGGUUGGCGCUUACUUGAUGAGUGACAUGGCCCACACUUCCGGAUUGGUUUCUGCUGGAGUCACCGAUUCCCCAUUCCCACAUUCCGACAUUGUCACUACCACCACACACAAGUCCUUGCGUGGUCCAAGAGGAGCCAUGAUCUUCUUUAGAAAGGGUAUUAGAAAGGUUACUAAAAAGGGUAAGGAAAUCCCAUACGAGCUUGAACAAAAGAUCAACUUCAGUGUGUUCCCAGGUCACCAAGGGGGACCACACAACCACACCAUUUCUGCCUUGGCUGUUGCCCUCAAGCAAUGUCAAGAGCCUGAAUACAAGCAAUACCAACAAGACGUUGUUGACAAUGCCAAGCAUUUUGCCGACACUUUGCUUGAACGUGGAUUCAAGUUGGUUUCCGGUGGUACCGACACCCACUUGAUUCUUAUUGACUUGAGAUCCAAGAACAUUGAUGGUGCCAGAGUCGAGGCUGUAUUGGAAAGAGCCAAUAUUGCUGCCAACAAGAACACUGUGCCAGGUGACGUCAGUGCCCUUUUCCCAAGUGGGUUACGUGUCGGUACCCCAGCCAUGACCACUCGUGGAUUCGGUAAGGAGGACUUUACUAAAGUUUCCGAGUACAUUGACCGUGCUGUUGAGAUCUCGAAGGAGUUGAAGCAACAAGAACAAGGUAAAGUUCCAAAGGAAUUAUUGGCCAGUUUCAAGAAAUUGGCUGACGAAAGUAGUGCUGUUAAGGAAUUAGGUGAAGAAGUUGCCAAAUGGGCUUCCACCUUCCCUGUUCCUGGUGAUUUGUAG
Spathaspora passalidarum NRRL Y-27907 is the source of this 1146-nucleotide messenger RNA. It is a transcript of the gene SHM1, whose product is annotated as glycine hydroxymethyltransferase. The annotation marks the transcript as partial. Gene Ontology annotation, biological process: L-serine catabolic process; folic acid metabolic process; tetrahydrofolate interconversion. The transcript has a single exon. The record is from RefSeq and is a predicted model, not a curated record. Gene Ontology annotation, molecular function: zinc ion binding; pyridoxal phosphate binding; cobalt ion binding. Lineage: Eukaryota; Fungi; Ascomycota; Pichiomycetes; Serinales; Debaryomycetaceae. Gene Ontology annotation, cellular component: cytoplasm.